Messenger RNA from Leptonychotes weddellii (Weddell seal), 2049 nucleotides. The record is from RefSeq and is a predicted model, not a curated record. NCBI's taxonomy places the organism in Eukaryota, Metazoa, Chordata, Mammalia, Carnivora, Phocidae.
AUGGUCUUCUCGGACAUUUGUGAAGAUAUUUCGGAUCAUGUGGAGCAAAUCCAUGCGCUUCUCGAAACGGAGUUCUCCCUGAAGCUGCUGUCCUACUCCGUCAAUGUGAUUGUGGACAUCCAUGCCGUACAGCUCCUCUGGCACCAGCUCCGAGUCUCUGUGCUGGUUCUGCGGGAGCGGAUUCUGCAGGGUCUGCAGGAUGCCAAUGGCAACUACACCAGGCAGACGGACAUUCUGCAAGCUUUCUCUGAAGAGACAAAGGAGGGCCGGCUUGAUUCUCUAACAGAAGUGGAUGACUCAGGACAGUUAACUAUCAAAUGCUCUCAAAAUUACUUGUCUCUGGAUUGUGGUAUUACUGCUUUCGAACUGUCUGACUACAGUCCAAGUGAGGAUUUGCUCGGUGGCCUAGGUGACAUGACCUCUAGCCAGGUCAAAACCAAACCCUUUGACUCUUGGAGCUACAGUGAGAUGGAAAAGGAGUUCCCCGAGCUCAUCCGAAGUGUUGGGUUACUCACGGUGGUGACCGACCCCAUCCCUUCCAACUGCAGCGAAGCAGUUAGUGAGGAGACAUCUGAAGUACCUCUUUCAGCAGAUGACAAAGGUGGAUGUGAGGAAGACAGUGCUUUGACAGUUGAGGAGCCACUGGGCUUAAUGCCCGGGACGUCAUCUUCAGGGGAAGCUCUGACAAAUGCCGAUCAACACCCUCCUGAGCCUGUGAAGCAAGAAUCCAGUUCCUCCUUCCAACUUGGGACAAAGAACCAACAGCCUCUGCCUUGUGAAAAUGCAACUCCUAAGCGACCCAUCCGAGAUUGCUUUAAUUACAAUGAGGACUCCCCCACGCAGCCCACAUUGCCAAAAAGAGGGCUUUUCCUUAAAGAGGAAACUUUUAAGAAUAAUCUGAAAGGCACUGAUGGAAAGAAGCAGAUGGCUGAUCUCAAGCCUGAGAUGAGCAGAAGCACCCCCUCUCUGGUGGAUCCUCCCGACAGAUCCAAGCUUUGUCUGGUGUUACAGUCUUCCUAUCCCAACAGCCCUUCUGCUGCCAGCCAGUCGUAUGAGUGUUUGCACAAGGUGGGGGAGGGGAAUCUUGAAAACACCGUCAAAAGUCAUGUGAAGGAAAUAUCCUCCAGCCUGGGAAGGCUUAGUGACUGCCAUAAAGAGAAACCUCGACUUAAAAAGCCACACAAGGCCCCAGAAGAGGUGCCUCUGUGCCGAACACCAAAAUGUGGAGCGGGUUCAGGCAAGCAGGCUGAAAGCAUGAGGAGCUCAGCUGUGCCCAGUGGAAUUCCUUCAGGUACUCCCAAGGCCGUAGAGGGGCCAGAAACAGAUUCCAUUUCCACAUCCUCACCCGAGCCAUGUCAUAAGAAGAGUUGGAAGGCCAAAUUGCCAGUGCAGUCAGAAACAUCCAGUUCACCACCUUUUACUCAAAGUAGCGAAUGCUCUGUUGGCUCAGACAACGUCGUGUCUCCAGUACCCCUUCUUUCAAAAAACAAAAGCAAAAAAAGUUACUCCUCCUCGCCAAGUCACGUCACCAGGAAUGGUCAGGUGGUGGAGGCCUGGUAUGGCUCUGACGAAUACCUAGCACUACCCUCUCAUCUGAAGCAGACCGAAGUCUUAGCAUUGAAGUUGGAGAACCUAACAAAGCUUCUGCCUCAGAAACCCAGAGGGGAAACCAUCCAAAAUAUUGAUGACUGGGAACUGUCUGAAAUGAACUCAGAUUCUGAGAUCUAUCCAACAUACCACGUCAAGAAGAAGCAUACAAGGCUAGGCAGAGUGUCUCCAAGCUCAUCCAGUGACAUAGCCUCUUCCCUGGGGGAGAGCAUGGAGUUGGGGCCCCUGAGUGACAUUCUUUCUGACGAGGAGUUGUGCAUGCCUCUCUCUGGUAUGAAAAAAUACAUCAAUGAGAAGUCAGAGAGAGCUGCAUCCUCUGAGAAAAAUGAGAGCCAUUCUGCCACAAAGUCUGCUUUAAUUGAGAAACUGAUGCAAGAUAUUCAACACCAAGACAACUAUGAAGCCAUAUGGGAAAAAAUAGAGGUAAGGUGGUCUUCUUAA